Messenger RNA from Dama dama (fallow deer), 957 nucleotides. Its product is annotated as olfactory receptor 52A5-like. Gene Ontology annotation, cellular component: membrane. The coding region runs from base 1 to 957 and encodes 318 amino acids. Gene Ontology annotation, biological process: G protein-coupled receptor signaling pathway. The transcript has a single exon. NCBI's taxonomy places the organism in Eukaryota, Metazoa, Chordata, Mammalia, Artiodactyla, Cervidae. Gene Ontology annotation, molecular function: G protein-coupled receptor activity; olfactory receptor activity. The record is from RefSeq and is a predicted model, not a curated record.
AUGUUCAGACCCAAUGGCUCAGUCUUCAUGCCCUCUGUACUAACGCUCAUUGGGAUUCCUGGCCUGCAGUCCGUGCAGUGUUGGAUUGGGAUUCCAUUCUGUUUCAUGUACCUUAUGGCAAUGACUGGGAAUACUCUAAUUUUAGUGAUAAUCAAAUAUGAAAACAGCCUUCAUAGUCCAAUGUACAUUUUUCUGGCCAUGUUGGGAGCUACAGACAUUGCACUUAGCACGUGUAUUCUUCCCAAAAUGUUAGGCAUCUUUUGGUUUCAUUUGACAGAGAUUUCCUUUGAUGUCUGUCUUCUACAAAUGUGUCUUAUCCACUCAUUCCAGGCAAUUGAAUCAGGUGUUUUACUGGCCAUGGCCCUAGAUCGCUAUGUGGCCAUCUGUAACCCCUUGAGACAUGGCAGUAUCUUCUCCCAAAAUCUCUUGACUUACAUUGGAAUUGCUGUGAUACUCAGGGCUGUCGUUCUUGUAGCACCAUGCAUAGUGCUUAUCAAAUAUCGUCUUAAAUUCUACCGAACCACAGUCAUCUCCCACUCUUACUGUGAGCACAUGGCCAUUGUGAAGCUGGCUACUGAAGAUAUACGGAUCAACAAGAUAUUAGGUCUGUUUGUUGCCUUCACUAUCUUAGGAUUUGACAUCAGCUUUAUCACUUUGUCCUAUGUUCAGAUCUUUGUCACUGUCUUUCAACUACCCCAUAAGGAGGCAAGAGUGAAAGCCUUCAAUACCUGCAUCGCUCAUAUUUGUGUCUUCCUGCAGUUCUACCUCCUUGGCUUCUUCUCUUUCUUCACUCACAGGUUUGGUUCUCACAUACCACCAUACGUUCAUAUCCUUUUAUCUAGCCUUUACCUGUUAGUUCCACCUUUUCUCAACCCAAUCGUCUAUGGAGUGAAGACCAAACAAAUCCGUGACCAUGUCCUGAAAAUGAUCUUCUCCAAAAGACGUCCUGAUCAUUAG